This is a messenger RNA of Limulus polyphemus (Atlantic horseshoe crab), 471 nucleotides long. Its product is annotated as variant surface antigen F-like. The transcript has 2 exons. Bases 1 to 471 code for a protein of 156 amino acids. Lineage: Eukaryota; Metazoa; Arthropoda; Merostomata; Xiphosura; Limulidae. The record is from RefSeq and is a predicted model, not a curated record.
AUGACACCCAACUCCGUGCGGUAUGUGACGUACAAAAUCAGUUCUUCUAAAAGCGCUCCCAAAGACGGACAGAAUCAGUUCUUCUUAAAACGCACUCCCAAAGACGGACAGAAUCAGUUCUUCUUAAAACACACUCCCAAAGACGGACAAAAUCAGUUCUUUUUAAAACGCAUUCCCAAAGACGUACAGAAUCAGUUCUUUUUAAAACGCAUUCCCAAAGACGUACAGAAUCAGUUCUUUUUAAAACGCACUCCCAAAGACGGACAGAAUCAGUUCUUUUUAAAACGCACUCCCAAAGACGGACAGAAUCAGUUCUUCUUAAAACACACUCCCAAAGACGGACAAAAUCAGUUCUUUUUAAAACGCACUCCCAAAGAUGGACAAAAUCAGUUCUUCUUAAAACGCACUCCCAAAGACGGACAAACAUCAGCUUUUCUUAAACCACAUUCCAAAAGACGUUCAGUACGUUAG